AUGUCGAUCUCUUCUGCGUUGGGGUUUGCAAUCUCAAAGCCGGCUACUUAUUCUUCUUCUUCUUCUUCAUGCACGAAUUUAGUAAGCUCCCGCGUCUUUGGGAUUGCUAGGUUUUCUUUGUCAUGGGCACAGAACAAACCUCACCACACAAACACUAAGCUCAAGCAGAGGCAGAAGCUCUGUGUUAAAGGUUCAGCACAAGAGAUUCCACAGAAACUAGAGGAAGAUUCAAAGUUUGUACCUUUGGAUCCUGAAGAUCCUCUGUUCGGCCCUCCUGUUUUGCUGUUGCUUGGCUUUCAAAUUCACGAGGCACAAAAAAUACAAGAGCUGCUUAAGGAACUCGAUGGCGAAUUCAUGAAGAUUAUGCUCUGUACAGAAGAUAUGAUCCAACGUUCUCUAUGGGAAGCAGUUAACACAAGACAAACUGACCUGAAGAGAGUGAAAGUUGCGGGGUCACUGCCACGGAUCUGCUUCUUGUCUGGUUUGACAGGAGAAGAGAUGAUGAUGUUCAUUGAUGCAUUUCCAGAAACUGGGCUAGAACCAGCUGUGUUUGCAGCUAUGGUUCCGAACAGUGCUGAUAAACCCAUCUCGGAGUUGAUGGAAGAAAUCAUGGGAGAUCAUGAGUUGUUGGUUAGUGAAUCUCAACAAGUGUCUCCUUUAAGCUAUGGUCUUGAAUAUUGA
Molecule: messenger RNA, 681 nt
Organism: Eruca vesicaria subsp. sativa (arugula)
Lineage: Eukaryota; Viridiplantae; Streptophyta; Magnoliopsida; Brassicales; Brassicaceae
Source: the annotation of a GenBank genome assembly